AUGGCGUCUUCAGGGUCUAAGAUCGGCGACAAGAUUUACGCCUUGAUUAACUACGAAGAUCUUUACGUCCAGCCCCUCAUCCUCUCCGCCCUGGAAAAGCGACUUCCUACAUCGUCAUACGAACUUAUCACUUCGCUAUCCCAACUACCUACUCCCUCAUCCCCUCUUCUACAGUUUGUUCAGUAUGAGUCUAUCGAUUUCGACCACCUUAUGGAAUAUUCAUCUACCUCCCUGGCCAAUGCCUACGUAAUUCGUAAAGCAUUGAUCCGGAAGCAUUACCUUAGCACUACCAUUGCCAACUGGAUUACCAAGUACCCCGACUCGGUUCUCAAGAAGCACGUCAAGCCCAGUGUGGAAUUCGAAGUCGACUAUGCCGAAUUUCUGGACGAUGCGCUAGUAGAGGCGUGGGAACUGAAGGAAAGCUGGGCACGAAACGAAGAGCUUGGUGAUGAUGAAGAUGGCGCUUCUUCCAGCAAAAAGGAAUGGUGGAUCUUGAAACCGGGAAUGAGUGAUAGAGGCCAGGGUAUCCGCCUCUUCUCAAGUGAACAAGAACUUACUGAGAUAUUCGAGGAGUGGGAUCCAGACAGCGACGACGAAGAUGAAGAAGAAGAUGCCCGCAGUGAUUCCAAUGCGCAACAGUUGAAAAUAGAGAAAGACGAAGACAACGGAAUCAUAACUUCCCAACUCCGCCAUUUCAUCGCUCAACCAUACAUCCACCCGCCUCUCCUCCUUACCCCACCAAACAACCCCACCAGUGACCUCCGAAAAUUUCACAUAAGAACCUAUAUCCUCGCCGCCGGCGCCCUGAAACUCUACGUCUACAAACCCAUGCUCGCCCUAUUCGCAGCCCACCCCUACCUGCCCCCUUGGUCCGCCGACGUCGAGCCUAAUAGCCAGAAAGCUAUGCGCGCCCACUUGACCAACACCUGUCUACAGGAUAGCGGGGAUCGAGAGGGUUCGGUGGGGUUGUUCUGGGAUUUACCGGAUAGUCUGCCCGCCCAGCCAGAUUUCUCCGGCUCAUCUAACAGUGAGGGUGGGGAUGCGGAGCGCAAAGUAAACGUACCAUCAAACUGGAAGGAUGCAAUCUUCCAGCAAAUCUGCGAUAUUACUGGCUCAACGUUUGAAGCUGCGGCAAGAGGGAUGUCCAUUCAUUUCCAGCCGCUGCCUAACUCUUUUGAGGUUUUUGGUCUGGAUUUCAUGGUUGGACUGGAUGAGGAGACUGGAGGCUUGAAUACGUGGUUAUUGGAAGUCAAUGCUUUUCCGGAUUUUAGGCAGACGGGAAGCGAUUUGCAGGGACUUGUGAAUGGGUUGAUGGAGGGGGUCGUGGAGAAGGGUAUUAAGCCGUUUUUCGGGCUUGAGGGGGCGGAGAAUGAGGAUAUGGUGGAGGUGCUCAAUGUGGAUUUGGGGAGAAGGUAG
Bipolaris oryzae ATCC 44560 is the source of this 1416-nucleotide messenger RNA. RefSeq lists its product as uncharacterized. The coding region runs from base 1 to 1416 and encodes 471 amino acids. Gene Ontology annotation, biological process: protein modification process. Lineage: Eukaryota; Fungi; Ascomycota; Dothideomycetes; Pleosporales; Pleosporaceae. The transcript has a single exon. The record is from RefSeq and is a predicted model, not a curated record. Gene Ontology annotation, cellular component: P-body.